AUGAAGAUCCUUUUGAUUCUCUCCGUAUUGUUCGCUCUGUGCCAUUGUAAUGUUUUUGAACAAGUUUUGGAGGACUUUGAGCUGUGGGAAGAGUUCAAGGCGAACUACUCUAGAUCAUUUUCGUCUGAUCAUGAAGAGAAUUACCGAAUGUACCAUUUCCUUGGCACUUUGGCGCGUGUAAGAAAACAAAACGAACUCUACGAAAAAGGAGAAUCAACUUGGAAGGCUGGAAUCAAUCAAUUUGCCGACAUGGUGAGAUUUACAAAUUUAUGUUUUUCUGAUGAUCAUGAAUAUAAAACGAUGUACCUUGGCUUCAAAACUUCAAAUAAGAGCAACGUGGUUGGCGCCACUUUCAUUUCCCCUCAUGGCGUCGAACUGCCACCCUCAAAGGACUGGAGGGAACUGGGAGCUGUCACCCCCAUCAAGGACCAGGGUCAAUGUGGAUCUUGCUGGGCUUUCAGUGCGAACGUCUUCAUUGCCUUGUUUUUACUUUCCAUUACGACUGUUUUCAUUUCUUUACAGACUGGAUCUUUGGAAGGGCAGCACUUCCGCAAAACCGGAGUGCUGGUUCCGCUGAGCGAGCAGGAUCUGGUUGACUGUUCCCAAAAAUACGACAAUGACGGUUGCGAUGGUGGAUUUGUGGAUAAUGCUUUCUUGUAUGUCAAGGAGAACAAGGGCAUCGACACCGAGGAGGCAUAUCCUUACGAAGGACAGGACGGCAAGUGCAGGUUCAAUGCAAGCAAUAUCGGCGCCACCGACACUGGCUUUGUGGACAUCGAGGAAGGAAAUGAGGACAAGUUGAAGGAGGCCGUCGCCACCAUCGGACCCGUCUCGGUUGGCAUUGAUGCCUUUACACAUUCCUUCUUGGACUACUCAGAAGGUGUUUACUACGAACCUCUUUGUAUUAAAUUCUUAUUAAACCACGCCGUGUUAGCUGUUGGCUAUGGAACAGAUGAAAAGACGGGUAUGGACUAUUGGAUCGUCAAGAACUCCUGGGGCACCACCUGGGGCGAAAAAGGCUACAUCAGAAUGGCUCGCAACAAAGACAACAACUGCGGUAUCGCUUCUCAGGCUAGCUACCCUCUUGUUUAAAAAUUAUC
This is a messenger RNA of Cloeon dipterum, 1100 nucleotides long. RefSeq names its product procathepsin L-like. NCBI's taxonomy places the organism in Eukaryota, Metazoa, Arthropoda, Insecta, Ephemeroptera, Baetidae. Gene Ontology annotation, biological process: immune response; positive regulation of peptidase activity; positive regulation of apoptotic signaling pathway. The coding region runs from base 1 to 1092 and encodes 363 amino acids. The transcript has 6 exons. Gene Ontology annotation, cellular component: lysosome. The record is from RefSeq and is a predicted model, not a curated record. Gene Ontology annotation, molecular function: cysteine-type endopeptidase activator activity involved in apoptotic process; cysteine-type endopeptidase activity.